AUGUCAUUGAGGGCUGCAGACAAGAAGAUCAGCAAGAAGAAGCAGAUAUACAGGCCGAUUUUGGACAAUCCGUUCACCAAUGAGGGUCACAUGUGGCCGCACGUCGAAGAGCAACCGAUCGUCUGGGAGCUGCUGGAGACUACCAUACUGAGCAAGGUACGGCAAUUUGCAGACGUUCCGCCGCAGGAGUGGCCCUGGGACAUCGUCACGGAUUUCAACGAGAUCGUCAGACGCCUCGACGGUACGGUGGGUGCUAAAGAGGAGGUCAUUUUGUACGUCUGCGUUAAGGAUUCUGGAGUAUCGUCGGUGCUGUUGCAACAGAUACCGCUGCUGUGCUACAUGUACGCGGGGGAGGUGACGCUGGUGCAAUUGGCGCGGGGCGCGCUGCCGCAGAUCAGGGCCGCCAUUGCGCAAUCUCCUCUUGAGUGCAAGGACGGGCUGCUCAUGGUGCGCUGCAACGGCAAGAUCAACGAAAACUUCGUCAAACAGGUUAAAGCCCGAGUCGCGCCGUUGCAAUUCCCCUGGCUGGACUCGAUCAAGUACCUGCCUGCCGACGUCAAGAUGGUCAGAACGUCGCUGCCGGCUGCUAAGCGAUAG
This is a messenger RNA of Torulaspora globosa, 597 nucleotides long. It is a transcript of the gene POP3, whose product is annotated as Pop3p. The transcript has a single exon. The record is from RefSeq and is a predicted model, not a curated record. Gene Ontology annotation, molecular function: ribonuclease MRP activity. The coding region runs from base 1 to 597 and encodes 198 amino acids. NCBI's taxonomy places the organism in Eukaryota, Fungi, Ascomycota, Saccharomycetes, Saccharomycetales, Saccharomycetaceae. Gene Ontology annotation, cellular component: ribonuclease MRP complex; cytosol; nucleolar ribonuclease P complex. Gene Ontology annotation, biological process: rRNA processing; tRNA processing; intronic box C/D snoRNA processing.